AUGAAGAAUUUGGAGCCUCACAGGCAUACGCGUCUUCAAUCUCCUCGAUCUAUUCGUAUCCUCAAGCUUCUUCCUUCAGUAAAGCAAAAUGCGCCAAUUCAAUGUCGUCUUGCAGAACUCGACAUCGAUAACUAUACAUCUAAUGACUAUAAGACUCCUGGACCUUACGAAGCUCUCUCGUAUGUUUGGGGCUCGAGAUAUGGUUCGAUACCCAUCGAAUGUGAUGGCAAGUCUCUUCUCGUGACAGAGAAUUGUCAUAAUGCCCUAAUCCGCCUACGACGUCGGUUUCGGAGUCGAGCUCUCUGGAUUGAUUCUAUUUGUAUCGAUCAGGAGAAAAGUAAACCAUCGGAAGAAGAGCGUAUUUCACAAAUACAACUUAUGGGUGAAGUUUAUCGCAUAGCCAAAUGUGUCAUAGUUUGGCUGGGACAGUGCUCAGUCUCGACGAAGGAGACGUUGAGGAUACUGCGGGUAGCCACAACAUUGGUCUUGAUAGCUAACAGAACAAGAAAUUAUUCCGAUAAUAAGUGGUUAGAAGAAAUGCUAUGGAUCCUCGUCACCCAUUUGCAAGAGAAUACGAACUGCCGCCAGAGUUGGAUUGAAUUGAAGAAUAAUCCAUGGUUUUCUCGCUGCUGGACUAUUCAGGAAGUUGCCUUUUCCAGAAACUGUGUUGUCAAAUGGGGAUCAUUCUCUAUUGGGUGGCAAAGUUUGUUUUUCGGUGUAUUUAUUAUUGAAAUUCGAGAAAUCCGAAUGCCUGCAGCUUGCAUCAACACUGGUUGUUUUCCGGCUCUUGCUAUUCGGGAAGAAUCAAGAUGGAUGGUAAAUCCGCAAGCUGUUCGAUCAAUUCGGCUUUUUAGAUACACGUCACAUUAUCCUUCGCCAGAGUCACUUCAUGUGGAAAUAAAUCUCCUAUCAUCGGCAUUAGAGCAUGAUGCAACAAUACCCUAUGACAAAAUAUUUUCUAUUUACCCCUUACUUCGACUGAUGAAUUUAGAGCUCCCUCAAAUCACUUACGAUAAACCUUUCGAUAUGCUAUGCGAGGAAUUGACUAGAUGCUGGUUUUACUCAAAAAAGAAUCUUAGUAUCAUUCUUCUAGCUGCUCGACUGCCUAAUAGCGAUUCACGUCUGCCCUCGUGGGUACCGGAUUGGGAAAACCGACAGUCAGCGCUUGACUAUAGACUAGCCAUCCAUAAACGGGAGGUUGACAAAACUCGGGGGGUGCCUGAUGAGGGCGGUCGUGCCUCAAAUGGCUCUUUGUUCGAAGAUCCUCCUGAAGGAACAACCGGAGAACUUCACCUGCAAGGUCUAAGCCUGGGUCUUAUUUUGCGUGCACUUGCUUGCGAUAUUCCAAAUCAUCUAUCUUUUAAACAAUCAGUAUUCAAGGCUUUGAGGGUUUUUAGAACUUGGUAUUGUGCUGUCGAAGCUUCAUCUCUCUACGCUACGCACCAGGAAUCUCAGAGCGCAUUGCAUUUUACAAUACAUACCUCAGUUCUUAUUGAUAAAGAGGAGCUGUAUGUUUUAGAGUUGUCACAGGCAAAAAAAGCUCACGAACUCUUUCUGGAGGCGGAAGGUGGAGACGAACUUUUGUGUCAGAAGGCUCUCUCCAAAAUUGUCACUUUCUUGAGCACCCCCUCGAUUGACAAAAAACUUUCCGCCUUGGAUCCCCUUUCUAGUUCCAAUUCUAAACCCUCGGUGGCUCUCGUUCAUGAAGAUUUCUACCUCGGAGUGAUGAAACUCACAGCUAUACUCAUCCGAAUUCAAAAUCACUCUCUCCUUAUUAUUGACAAUUGCUGCGGUUUGUCUGCCUACACAGCACAAGAAGGAGACGAAGUGUUUCUAUUGAAAGGGCUAGACGUACCAGUCGUCUUACGACCCAAUGGCGAAAACUACUCAUUUGUUACUCCUUGUUCGUACAUUCAUGGAGUUAUGGAAGGCCAAAAGUGGCCGGAAGACGAAUCCGAGCUGCAAGAUCUCGUUCUUGUCUAG
This is a messenger RNA of Botrytis sinoallii, 1983 nucleotides long. RefSeq lists its product as uncharacterized. Bases 1 to 1983 code for a protein of 660 amino acids. The transcript has 3 exons. The record is from RefSeq and is a predicted model, not a curated record. NCBI's taxonomy places the organism in Eukaryota, Fungi, Ascomycota, Leotiomycetes, Helotiales, Sclerotiniaceae.